Erpetoichthys calabaricus (reedfish) is the source of this 3014-nucleotide messenger RNA. RefSeq names its product centrosomal protein 68 (gene cep68). The coding region runs from base 370 to 2433 and encodes 687 amino acids. NCBI's taxonomy places the organism in Eukaryota, Metazoa, Chordata, Cladistia, Polypteriformes, Polypteridae. The transcript is spliced from 9 exons. The record is from RefSeq and is a predicted model, not a curated record.
AUCAACAACCAUAUUUCCAUAUGCUGCGACCCGGCGAUGGGAUGUGUUAGUCCCUCUCGGAUUGGCCAGUAGCGUUUUCCUUGCCCCGCCUCUUUAGAGCCGACCAACUUCCUCCGGAGUGAGUUGGGCGGUGUUCAGCCGUGGUGAGGGUUUUGUGUUGUUAAGCGUCGAUUGUUCCGUAGAAGAACGCCGUGAGGUGCAGCUUGUCAUAGAUCUGGAGCAGCUACACAGGAAUCCAGGUCCUACCUGUCAUUAAUACCUGUCCCUAAACACUAAUAUACUUUUAAAGAUCACCCACACAUUUAGGAGGCUUAGUAGUCUGUGAGCAUCCCAGACAUAUGGAAUUUGUACAGAAACAUCAUCACAUACAUGGCACUGAAAGUUGAAAGUACAUUUAAUAAUAUAGUAUCUCCAAUAGAUUCCAAAAACUUUAGCAGAUGGAGCUACUCUGAUAUGGAUAAAGAUGGCCUGGAGCGGGUCUUUGGAGUAAAACACUUCCAUAAUGAAUUCAAGAACUGCUUUAAAACAACUGGAGAUCAUCUUUCAGAAGAAUCCAUUCACAUGACAGGCUUUGAAAAGUCAGAACAGCAAGCAAGGCAGAAAAUGGCAACAUCUAGUCUACCCUCUUGCAUCCAAUCUAUACAGAACACUACAUAUAAAGCAAGAAAGCCAUUCUGUGAGAGAGUCAUCAGUUGUAAAGAGGCUACUCCCCAUGUCAAAAGAGAAUUGUUUCCAUCCUUCAGAGAUGAGGAAUUAAUAGAUGAAAGUGAAUAUCCGCUAUCUUCUAAACAUCAUCACUUGUCGUCUAAGGACAAUACUAAAGAUAAUGUUACUGUAUUCCAUGAGCACAACAGUCCUUUAAGUACCAAUGAGAUAACAUUUUUAGCUGAAGAUCUACAGUCUUUGCAUGUACCUUCUAAUAGGAGGGUAAGCUACAGAUCUGUCUCUAGUUCCCAUAUUGCAUACAACCAACUAAAACCCAGGUUUGUUCCUCGACCUCAUGCAACUGAAACAUCCAGUUUUCAAGCUCAUAUACCUACUUGUCAGACUCGUGUUGGAAGAUCUCUUCCUGCAAGAUUUUAUGAAUCUCUUGACUUUCAACGUCAGAUUGAGAUGUCACCUUAUCAAGCUGAAUACUGGGCCUGUGCAAUACCCAAAACUUUACCUCCAACUUACGAUCGACAGUCUCCUACUUGGGAUCCAAAUGAAGAGUAUCAAGCAUUACUGGACUACACCUAUCCACUGAAAUCCAAUUAUACAAAUUCUAAAAAUAAACCGACUAGAGAGAACUUUGAAUGUGAAGCACUACAGCAGGACUCUGGUGUAGAACUUGACAGUUUCAGUCAUUCAUUUAGCAACAUAAUGAGAUCAGUAAGUACUACUUAUCCAGAAAAUGAAUCACCAAGUAAUGUAAGCCUCAGUUUGGACAGAAGAAGUCCAGGAAGAACUCAUAGUUGUCAUUCUACAAGUGUGGACUCUGAUGAACCAUCAUUUUGUACACGCUAUUUUGUAAAUGCUGAUUUACCAUCAUUAUACUUUAGCCCAUAUUCAAGGGGCACUGCUGAUAAGGUUGAGGAACACUACACAAAUUGUUCCUACAUGGAAUCAGAUCAAGAAAACCAAGAUGACUGCAAAGUAUCAAAUCCAAAAUAUAUCACAUCUACACCUGCACAUCCACAGUUUAUAGCAUCAUGUCCUAUUCUUCCUUUGAAGAAAAUGUGGGAUGUCGAUGAUGAAUAUCUUUCUCUACCUUUAACUUUAAAAGAACUUGAAACAUUAUCUGAGCAACUGAAGACGAUAUCUGGACAGAUUAAUAAAACUGAUAAUACAACAUUUGAACAGCCUUUUUUUGAGAAAGAAGACACAAUGUCAUCAUUUUUUCCAGAUACUGAAGUUAAUUCUAAGAAUAUCUGGACAAUAACCAGUGAUAAUGCUGCAGGUGCUGAUACCCAAUAUAACACAAUAAAAGCAAAGGACCAAUUUAAACCAAACAAAGAUUUCAUUAAUGCUGAGAACAAAAGCACGACAAGCAAAACCAACAUAUUUUCAGCACUUAAGGGAGAACUUGAUGAAAGACCUUUCUUUGAAGGAUCUGCUGAGAUGAAGGACUCACUUACACAAAAUAUCCAGGCAUUUUGCUGUGAGUUAGAGCAACUAAUUCAGUGGCUGUACCAAGUGGCAGAAAAAAUAGACAGCUGGAAUCCACCAAAAGCAAACCCUGAUAGCAUCAGUUCUUCCCUUAACGAAUAUAAGAAAUUUCAACAGGAAAUUGAAGAUCAUGAGCCUUUGAGGUUAUCUGUUUUGAAAACUGGCAAAUUACUUCUAACCUGUAUGAAAUUAACAUCUCCAGUGUUGAAGGAAUCCCUGAAAAUGAUUGAAAAACAGUCAGAAGCUCUGGAACAGCAUACGGAACACCUUUACAGAUCAAUCUAACUGCCAUGGAAUGUGUUAAUGAGCAGCAAAGAGAAGAUUCUGUUCUGGAAAGCAGCUCAGAUACAUUUAUCCAAAGUGACCUACAAAUCACAACCGAAUGAAGAUAUGCCAGGGCAGCCAUUCAAGUGUAAUCGAUGGUGGACUUGGGACUUUGACUUGAGUCAUCAUUUCCACAAUAUGGCAUCAGCUGCCUGUGACAUUUUGGAUUUGCAGAAUUGGUACCCUGUGGCCAUGUGGUGGUCUGCAGUUCUGUCUAUUGCUUAUGUAUUUAUGUUUUAAAAUUUCAAAUAUGCUGGCCUUUGUUAAGUUCUAAGGGAAACAAGUUUCUGUUCUCCUUUUUUAAAUUGUAUUUUUGAUAAUACUAUAUAAUGGGACAAUUUAAAGGGUUUUAAUAGGAGAAAACUGAAUUGCUUGUAAGACAGCCUUCCAUUUCUAUUAUUUUUUGAAGAGGAUUGUGGCUUUGUGUUAGUUAUUGAUGUCUGCCUCACUUGUACACAUAACCUUCUUUUGUUAAAUAGCACAAAUAAUAAAACAACAGUGGUGCAGAGGAAGUGCGGCCGCCUCACAGUAAGGAGACCAGG